This is a messenger RNA of Echinostoma caproni, 783 nucleotides long. Lineage: Eukaryota; Metazoa; Platyhelminthes; Trematoda; Plagiorchiida; Echinostomatidae. The record is from the annotation of a GenBank genome assembly.
GGUACUCCUACUGGUCUGCCUUACCCGCGUUUUUAUCUCGGAUCCGGAAUGAAAGACAACACGACCACGGAAACUUGUCUUGCCGGAGCUGGUUCGUUGCUUUUUGAAUUUGGUUGCUUGUCAGCGCUUUUGGGUGACCCUCAAUAUGCGAGCGUUGCACGUCGAGUCGUUCUGAAUUUAUGGAAUCGUCGAUCAAGCGUCACAGGACUGUUGGGCUCUACCAUCGAUGUCAUCUCUGGAUCGUGGAUCAAUAAAAUGAGCGGCAUGGGCGCUGGUCAGGAUUCGUUUUACGAAUAUCUGCACAAAACAGCAAUCCUUUUCGAUGAUCCGCAACUGGGUCACAUGUUCAACGAGGUGUUGGACGCUUUGCGCUUUCAUCUGCGUAACUCGAACAACACCGGAUCCUGUUUGAACUCUCAAGGCAUUCCAUCAAUCUAUUGGAAUGUGAACAUGUACACAGGCGAACGUAUGAACUAUUGGGUUGAUUCUCUUCAAUCGGUAUGGCCGGGGAUUUUUGUACAUCAUGGUCAUUUGCAGGAGGCGGUUUGCCAACAUGCGAUUCAUUAUUUUAUUUGGCAACUGUAUGAUCUGCCUCCAGAACGGUACGAUCUUGCAACCGAACAGCCUCAAUUGUACUUCUAUCCAUUACGACCGGAAUUUGUGGAGUCCACCUAUUUCCUCUAUCGAGCCACACGACAUCCUUUCUAUUUGCGUGUCGGUGAACAGAUCAUCGAUAGUCUGAAUAAAUAUGCCCGAGCUGAAAGAGUUCGUGAGUGGCUAUGA